Girardinichthys multiradiatus is the source of this 1132-nucleotide messenger RNA. RefSeq names its product catechol-O-methyltransferase b (gene comtb). The record is from RefSeq and is a predicted model, not a curated record. The transcript has 6 exons. Bases 201 to 995 code for a protein of 264 amino acids. Gene Ontology annotation, molecular function: catechol O-methyltransferase activity; magnesium ion binding. NCBI's taxonomy places the organism in Eukaryota, Metazoa, Chordata, Actinopteri, Cyprinodontiformes, Goodeidae. Gene Ontology annotation, biological process: catecholamine catabolic process; dopamine metabolic process; developmental process.
UUAAAGGAUUUCAGUAAGCUGCACAUUCCUUGCAUGCCCGCAUUCAGCUCAGCUCUGCGUAGGGGGAUGGAAGGGAGAAGAGGGAGGAGUUAGUUUCAUGUAAACGCAGGCAUAUGUCCAGCUUUUAAAAAAACUCACAUUUCCCUCGAGCAGCGACGAGAGGUGAGAAGGGGACAGGGAAUACCACCUGCCUGCAUGUGAUGUGGCUGACUCUCCUUUACAGUUGCACUGGUGGGGCAGCUCUGCUGUAUGCACUGUACAGAUGGGUGAUCCCCGCUGUGGUGCAGUAUCAUGCAGGACUCGUGCUUAUUUGGCAUGAUGUUAUUGUGGAAGGAUUGCUCAACACACUGACCCAGACCACACGUCCUCAGCGGAUGUUGGCUGCAGUACAGAAGAAUGCCACAAGAGGAGACCCUCGCAGCGUGGUCAAAGCCAUCGAUCAGUUCUGCCGACAGAAGGAGUGGGCCAUGAAUGUGGGGGAUGAGAAAGGGUGCAUUCUUGACUCUGUGGUGACUGAAGUAAACCCAGCGACGGUGCUGGAGCUGGGAACCUACUGUGGCUACUCCACAGUGCGCAUCGCCAGCCUGCUGCCUUCUAAUGCCAAGCUCAUCACCCUUGAAUUUAACCCGGACUACGCUGCAAUCGCUCGCCAGGUGAUCGCUUGGGCAGGAUUGGAAGAUAAGGUUCAGUUAGUUGACGGAGCAUCUGGUGACUGGAUCCCCAAAAUGAAAGAGAAAUUUGGGAUAGAAACAUUUGAUUUGGUUUUCUUGGAUCACUGGAAAGAUCGCUACCUCCCUGACACAAAGCUGAUGGAGGAGUGUGGCCUCCUCAGGAAAGGCAGCAUCCUAUUGGCAGAUAAUGUUAUCUGCCCUGGAACUCCUGACUACCUUGAGUACAUUCGUAACAGCCCCCGGUAUAAAAGCCAGUACUUCAGAUCUCACCUGGAGUACACCAAAGUGGAAGAUGGCUUGGAGAAAUCUGUUUUCUUAGGGUAGAUUUUCAUGUUUUACACUCAUAUACUUUAGACCUUCUUUAUUUUGGGAUCAUUGAUGACUUAAAAUAAGAAAUUCCUUCUCUUUUUCUAAUGUAAUGAAUUUGUUAACUUGAAAAUAAAAAUAACAUGAAAUAAAAA